AUGCCCGUCAUCUCUUUCCUCUCGCUCCUAUCGCCCACUUCACUCCCUCUCUCUCUCUUCCACUUCAACAGCGGAGCCACAUCGGUGGAUUUCUCCUGCGUUGGUGCUACUGCUGCUGCCAACUCCACAGCGGGGAGCGGUGCUAGGGGCAGCAAUGGGAGCAACGCGACAACAGGCGGUGGCUCGGGCGGCAGCAGUGGCAGUACCAACUCCACCACGGGCAGCGGAACGGGCAGCAGUGGCAGUGGGAGCACCACCAACAGCACGACCCCUGCUCCUCCCUCUACCCCGCCUGCUUAUAGCGAGUCGUUUCCCUUCCCGCCUGAUUCUAACGGGUUCGUGAGUCCUCCUCCUCACCACGACGGAGACCAUGACCAUGGGAUUGAGCAUGGGAACGACGGUGAGCAGGAGGGGGGAGAGUGGGGAGACAGGGAGGAGUGGGCGCAUUGGGGAAACGGAGAGGGGGAGCGUGAGGAGGGGAGGGGAGACGGAGGGGAGGGCGACGAAAAAGGGGAAGGAGGGGAAGGAGGGGAAGGAGGGGAAGGGGGAGAUGGGGCAGGAGGGGGGGAUGUGGCAGGAUGGGGAGGUGGGUCUGGUGCAGCAUCGGCUUGCCAGGCCUCGUCCCUCCCUCAGUGGCGACAAGUGAGUGCCAAGGGGGCAUGUGGCAUGGGGUGGGUGAGGAAGGAGGUAUGGGUGCUUGAGCAUGGGGCAUGGGGCAUAUGGGGCAUGGCCGCAUGGGUCAUGGGCAUAUGGAGCAUGGCCGCAUGGGUCAUGGGCAUAUGGGGCAUGGCCGCAUGGGUCAUGGGCACAUGGGGCAUUGGGCAUGGAGCAACGGCAGCAUCAUCAACUGGUUGGAACUUCAUCCUGCACUGGAAAGCCACCACAAGCGCCACCAGCACCAUCGCAGUGGCAGCAGAGGCAGCAACGAGCGGGUGGGUGUCGCUCGGCUGGUCCGCCUCUGGUCGCAUGUACCCCGCUGAAGCCGCCAUUGGGAACCUUCCUCCAUAUUUUCCUCUCUUCCCCUCUCCCCAUCCCUGCAGCUUCAUUCUGCACUGGAAAACGAGCGCCACCAACACCAUAGCAGUGGCAGCAGAGGCAGCAACGAGCGGCUUCAUCCUCCACUGGAAAGCCACCACCAGCGCCACCAGCACCAUCGCAGUGGCAGCAGAGGCAGCAACAAGUGGGUGGGUGUCUGUCGGUUGGUCUGCCUCCGGUCGCAUGUACCCCGCUGAGGCCGCCAUCGGCAACCUUCCUGCUGGCACUCUUUCCACUGGGAAUGCUGCAGCAGCAGCAGUCGGGGCGUAUUUAAUGAGCGGCUAUGGAGCCAGCGACGUCACGGUUACGAGCUCGUUUGCGGUUACCAACACGGCUGUGGAGGCGAGCAACGGGCGGACGGUUGUCAAGUUUGAGCGGUCGAUGACUGAUGGAGAGUUCCCUGUGUCCUCGAGCCGAGUUCUGUGGGCGUACUCGCGGGAUAACUCGCAGCAGCUGGCAGACCACGGGCCCAAUGCGGGCAUCAGAGUUGGGAGAAUCAAGCAGCGGCAGUGCCUCGCUCUACACCAUGCAUGUAUGGCUGCUCACUGUCGCCUUUGGCAUGCUCAUGCCCUCUGUCCCUCCCCCAUCCCCAUUGACAGAGGCUCUGUGACAGUCAACUUUGCAACGGGAGCAUCCGAAGUGGGCGGCUCCAGCACUGAGAGCGCCACGCUCUACACCGUGCAUGCAUGGCUGCUCACUGUCGCCUUUGGCAUACUCAUGCCCGCUGCCAUCCUUGUAUCGAGGCUCUUCCUUGCGGAUAAGCCCAUGCCUGGGCAUUCCACUGCCCCUGCUGCUGCAAGUAACCCUGGUGCAAGCAACAGCGGGACAGCUGCAGCGGGCACGGCAGCCGCAGGUGGGUUGGGGGAGCCGAUGCUUGGCGAGAAGCAUGGUGGGGCGGCAGCAGCGAAAGAGGGGGGAGGGAGUCCCCUAAAAGCCAGUCUCCCCAGCAGCCUGGUGGCAGAAGAUGCACCGGCUCUUGUUGCUCUCUCCGUCGGGGGACCAUCUCCAGCAGCAGCAGCAGGAGGAGCAGCAGGGUCGGGCACAGCAGGAGGUGCAGCAGCAACAACAGGGGGAGCAGUUGUCAGGAAGCCAUGGGUGAGCAAGCCCAUGGCAUUUGAGGUGCACAAGUGGCUUAUGCUCUCCGCUGUGCUGCUUGCUCUCGCUGGAAUCAUCAUGGCCUUUGUUGAGAAGGGGUCGCAAUCAUUGCAGUCGACACAUGGACAGCUCGGAUUGGCCGUGAUGGUGCUGAUUGUUGUGCAGCCAAUCGUGGGGCAGCUGAGGCCGCUCAAGAAGCAUCCCAGCCGUCCAUCCUGGUUUGCGCUGCACUGGGUGGUUGGCGUUGGAACGGUGGUGAUCGCGUGGGCAAACACGUACCUGGGAUUCAAGCUUGCCACCUCCAAAUUUGGAUACGACCUCAAUAGGCGGAAACCAAGGGUUGAAGCUAUGGCGCGUCGCAACACGGGGAAGCCAGUCAUCGAAGACGAUGACGACGAUUGGGGUUCCAACGCUAGGUGGGUUCCCCCCUCCCAGCGCGCCGCAUCCGGCGGCGGCGGCGGCGAGCAGACGCUUAAGGACCUCGAGGACGAGGCGCUGCAGAAGAAUAGCGAGUUAACGGACGCGACUCUUAAUCUCCGACGAAUCACAGAGCAGACGAAGGGCGUCGCGGGACAGACGCUGGUGACGCUUAAGGAGCAAGGCGACCAGAUCGCGCGUAUACACGAGAACGCCGUCACGCUGGACCAAGAAAUGGAGAAGUCCGAGAAGCUUCUGAGCAAGCUCGGCGGAAUGUUCUCGUUCGGAUGGACGCCGAAGAAGGGUCACAAGAUCACAGGGCCUAAGUCUUCAGCCAACAAGAAGGACUCGGCAUCGGGAGACGCGGCGAGCCGCGAGGGCUUGGGAUUGUCGGCGCCGAAAGCGGGCGCGGCACCUCCUAAAGCCAAGGAGGGCAUGACAGCAAUGGAGAAGAUCGAGAUGGAGCGCAAGUUCCAGGACGAGGUGCUGGACGAUGUGAGCGAUGGGCUGGACGCGCUGAAGAACAUGGCCAUGACCAUGGGGUCCGAGAUGGACAAGCAAGACAAGGCGUUGGACCAUCUGUCGGACGAUGUCACGGAGAUCAACAGCAGAGUGAAGCAGUCCAACAAGCGCGCCGCCAAGCUGCUUGGGAAACGCUAG
This is a messenger RNA of Closterium sp. NIES-65, 3207 nucleotides long. Lineage: Eukaryota; Viridiplantae; Streptophyta; Zygnematophyceae; Desmidiales; Closteriaceae. The record is from the annotation of a GenBank genome assembly.